This is a messenger RNA of Apis cerana (Asiatic honeybee), 14222 nucleotides long. It is a transcript of the gene LUBEL, whose product is annotated as Linear Ubiquitin E3 ligase. The record is from RefSeq and is a predicted model, not a curated record. Gene Ontology annotation, cellular component: LUBAC complex. NCBI's taxonomy places the organism in Eukaryota, Metazoa, Arthropoda, Insecta, Hymenoptera, Apidae. Gene Ontology annotation, biological process: protein linear polyubiquitination. Gene Ontology annotation, molecular function: linear polyubiquitin binding; K63-linked polyubiquitin modification-dependent protein binding; zinc ion binding.
UGUCCUCUUGUGCAUCGAUAACGCAUCGGUGCAUCGGUCUGGAAAAAGUUUCCACGCUUCUUCCUCUCUCCUUCGCUCCUCCUUCUCUUUCUACUCUACGCGUGAGUGAUGGGAAAUGCUUUUUUUUUUCUUCUUGAUGAUCUCUUUUUACCGGGUGUCGAUGAUAUUUAUGUGAUACGUUUGGAGAGAAUUCGAUGGAUGAAAAAUUGGUGUAGAAAAGGAAAUAUCAGAUCGAGGCUUGUUCGUUCAGCUUACGAGCUUCAGAGGUUUAAAUUCGUGUUGGAUAAAGACGUAGAUAGAAUAAGGAGGGGGGAAGAGAGAGAGAGAGAGAGAGAGAGCGAUCUCUUCUCAUCUCGCUUCGUCUAAUUGCUUGCUUAAUAAGAAAGCUUUUGUACAUCAAUUUUUUUCUUCGAUUCGAAUCUGUAGAAUACGAAUGUAAUUCUUAUAAAUUUUGAUAGAUAGAAGUUUUGAUAGGUUGAAAGUGUUCGAUACUAUCAUAUUCGAAUGAUAAAAUCGAACGUAGAAAAGGAGAUUCAAAACGUGUAUCAUUUCUACUACGUGUUCGACUCGAUUCUAUCACGUGUUAUCUAAAAAAAUCCUGCGAGUUGCAUAAAGACGCGAAGCAGAGAUCUCGAACGAAGCGAAAGGCAGCCGGAAUCGACGAGAACAUCCCAUCCGGCAAAUUUCACCGGUUUUACUUUCGCGAGGUGAAACGGAAGUGCAUCAACGCGCAAACGAUGCGAAUCUUCGUGUUCUAUACACCGCGGAAGAGUGGAUGUUCCACACUCGUGCGGAAGUUUCCUUUUUUUUUUUUCUUUUUUUUUUUCUUUUUUCCCCCUCCCCUCCUUGUUGGUGCAAUCGUUGGAAACCGGAAACUGAGAACCGGAUUGUUUACUUGAAGAAGACACGCGAUGCUGGCCAAGCUUUUGCAAAUGUGCACGGUCUCGAUGACAUUAUCGCGGCGAAAGCAUCUCUCAAGAUAUUCCUUUUGCUUCGUGCAAAAGGAAAACGGACGUAACAUUUCUAAUUCGAGGUUUUUACUCGAUCCACUCGUAAUCGUGACACGCGUGUCGACGAAAGAAAUUAUCGAUCUCGUUCCAUCGAAUCCGCGAUUGGACGUGGAUGAAAUUUUGAAAUUUUUUCUUUUUUUUGUUCGAACGAUCCUGUUGAAUAUUCGAAAUAUAAAUUGGAGCCGAUGUUUUGAGCCGUUACCGGGAAGAUAAUAAAGAUCCGCGGAUGGGAUAUUAUUACGUAGUUAGAAAAAUGUUUGGAGAAGAAACUCGAGUGGGCGGGGAAGAAGCUAGAGGUUGGAAGAUAUCCAACUCUUGUAGACUUUUGCAAUUUUGUCGGGAAAUAGAGUUCCACGUUUGCUUUUUAUCGGGGCGAUUCUCGCCUUAAAAUUAACUCGGGUUUGUUGACUGGAAUUUAUAUUUCCUUAUAGAUUUCUUAUUUCUUAUUUUUUAUCUUUGUCCGAAGAUAAUUAUGUAAAUAUGAUAAAUUUUGCGUUAGAAUUAAUACCGCGUUUGUCGAUAGAAGAAAUUAUUACACUUGUAUAUUUAUCUUAUUUAUAAUUUUGUCUACUAAAAUAACGAGGAGUGGUCGCCGUGAUCGUGGGGGGGAUCUAAAUUUACAAUUCUUGGAAAUCGACUACUUUAUUGCUCUUAUACUAGACAGAAUCGCCGCAUAGAACAAAAGAGUACAGUCGGGAAGAACAGAAGGGGUAAACGUUCUAAAGAUACGUAGGGCUCUAAUUCGAGGAUCUAAUUCAUGCAUGUGGAACUCAUGUGUCGCCGCAAUGGCUGGAACUUUCACAUCGCUCUUCUUCCGUUAACAAGAAUCAUCGAUGGUGUCCCCUCAAAAUGCAAUUCGAAAUUGAUCAAUUUUUUCUCUCUUUCUUUCUUUUCAUUUAUAAACAAACGAAGCUUCCUCUUCGAAGAGGGGGAAAAAAAAAUAUUGGAAAGAAAAAUCUGAAUCAACUUUCGACGAAACGUUGAAUGAAUUUGUAAAAAGGAUCGUAAUGCGAUAUUUAUAUUUUCUUCGUAACCGUGUCAACUCGAGGAGAUAUAUGCGAGCGCGCGACGUUCGGCUCGAUUUUAUUUCGAGACGCGGAACACGAUUUUUCCCCCCGCAGAAAUAGAUUCGAUUUCAGCCCGUUCCGGCGUGGUAUCGACCGGCGUCACGUUUUCCUCGAUGAUCCACUCACAGAAAAAUCCUCUCGUCUAGCCGAAGAAGUCACCGCUCAGACGCCCAGCCCAAGAACCCGGGAGCUGAAAAAUGGCGUCCUAUGGCCAUCUCGAACCCAUCGACUCGGUUGCGCAUGGCAAGAUCCAUGCCCCACUGGGUACUGGCGCAACAACAGAAGGAGAUGGACCAGAAGCAGCAACGCCGACCGCCGACCCCACCGAAAGUACCGCCACCGUCGCUCUCCGGAGACUGUGGUGACCCGGACUACGAGAUCAUCGAAUUUCCGACCCGACCGCAAGCGCAGAAAUCCUCUCAGACACCGGCCGCGAACAAGUGCGCCCUGUGCGGGGCCGAGAACGUGUACGCCCGUUGCGACACGUGCAACGGGAAUUACUGCGAGGCCUGCGACGACAUGAACCACAAACAUCCGAAAAGGAAGAACCACGUGCGAAGAAGAAUCGUGACCACCGGCACGGCCACGAAAACACGGCCACCCUUGCCGCCAAAAGGGGAGAAUUUGUCCAGCCCGCCGCCCGUACCGCCACCUAGGCGAAACCGCAAGAACGCUCAGGCUAAAUCGACGCAAAACCAGGGAUCGACGAAUCUCUUGAUCGAGAGAGUUGGCACUUUGAAGCGGGCACUUCCAAACACGGCCAGACCCCUGUCAGCCACGUUAGAUACGAAAACCGUGUCGAAAUCCAUGCAAUCUAUGAAUAUCACUACCGAUGGAGCAGGAUCGAGCACCGACAAAAUGUCCACUCUGCAGGAGAGGUAUAGGAAAUACCAGGAGGCGAUGAGAGCGCAGGAUGCGAACAGAAGGAGACACACUUCUUCCGACAUUUCGAGAGACGCAAGGCCGUUGAGUGUAACCAGUCCGAAACUCGCUCCUCCGAUACCACCACCUCCCCCGCCCAGAUCCAUGAUGCAAUCGGCCAGCGUUUGCGAUUUAUCGUCGCCUCAUAUGUGGAACCCUGGAAUUCACCAGGCUCAAUCAAUGGCCCAUCUCGGUCCUGGAGGAAUGCCAAUAAUGUGGUAUCCACCGAAUCCUCAAUGGGACGUGAGCAUGGGGGGUUCGACGAUGAGUCUGAACCAUCCGGCUAUGUGGGCCUAUCCCAUGGGAUAUCCCCCAUCACAGAUGCUCCCACCGCAUUAUCCGGGCACCCUGUCCAGGCCUCACAGCCCGGCGAGAAGCGUGAAAUCGAGCAGAAGGUCGAGAGCAGCCUCGCCAUCUCCUAGUCUGAAAUCUAGAAAGUCAUUGGCUUCGAGGUCGAGAUCGAGAAGAUCCCAAGGCUCGCCGUCCGAUGCAAGCUCCGAAGAUUCCGGAGAGUCGGAUUUCGAUGACAGGCUUUCCAAGAGCUCGAGAGGAACCAGGCGUGGAAGCGUGUCCAGGAGCACGAGGCAAAGGAGUUAUCACGAGGAUGAUAACGCUAGGAACUUGUUGAACAGGAAUCGUCGCGAAAGGCUAAUGUCAGAGGAAAGAGUUACCAGUACGGAGGAUCAAUGGUCCGAGAAUCAAUCGAUUAAACGGUAUCCAAUGUCGCCUAGGGGCUACGACGAAUUCCAGAAAAACAGUCUAAAUUCGCGAAGACGAUACGAGCAAGAUGAGCGGAGGCUUUCCAGGGUGGACUCGCGAUUGGAUCGCGUUCAGAAUGGCAGCUAUCGUCGAAAACGGAGCACCGACGACGACUCGUCAGAUAGAAGAUCCAGCGUGCAGACUCGAUCCAGAAUGACCAGUUCCUCUGACGAUCAUUUCGAGAGAUCAGAAAUGAUGGUUCCACGACGAAGGGACGACGAAGUGAUUCCUAGAAGAGCCUCCUCCGUAAGAAGAGACAUCAUAAAUUUGGACAACCUCGAAAGAUCCUCUCGCAGAGAUUCUCGAAGAUCCUCCAUCGACAGCGAUACACAGAUGACGAGAAAAACUCCUUCCAGAGACUCGUUCCCCAAGAAGAUUCAGGGAACGGAGGGAAUUAUCGAUGAUGCGAGAUCCAUUAGAGACGUCGAAGAGAACGCGCCACGUGCUGCGAGGAAUCUUCGAAGUCGCGAGUCCUCGCAAGAUCGAAACGUGGCCACGAAGCGAGAAUCUCUGUUGAGAAAACAAACUUCGUCCGAGGAAAUGGAGAGAUUGAAACGAGCGUCGUCCCGUGAGAACGUCAGAAGGACCCCGUCUCGAGAGGGAGUCCCCAGAAAAAUUCGUGAAAACGACGAACCACGACCCAUGAGUAGGAACCAGGAGGAGGCUCGAGAAGUUGGUCGUUCCGUUGAAACGGAGAAACGAAGUGAGGAAGGUGCAAAGGAUCCAAAGAGAACGGAGAAUGAACGAAUUAAACGUCUGGAAAGGACAUCGUUGACAGGAAAGGAAGAAAUGCGUGGAACAACGACGAACGCGGAUCAACGAAAUUCAUCCAAAGAUGCAAAUGAAAGAAACACGACGAUGGAGAUCCCUAAAGAGGAAUGGGCUUGCGAGCAUUGCACCUUUAUAAACAAUAUAAAGGAUCGGGUGUGCGUUGUUUGUUGCAAAACUAGAAGCAGCGCGUUGCCGCCUAGCAUGGAAGAGAACAUGGAAGACGUUCCAAGCGAUUUGAGCGAGAUUCCCAAAAAUGAGUCGGCCAGCAAUCCCAGUCCAGAUCUCGAGAAACGGAUCAGCCUGUUAAAGAUUUCGAACAGCGAAGAGAGCGGGGACAGUGUCUCCACAAAGAGCAAAGAUAUCGCGAUGUUUGAAGAUUCAUCGAAAGUCACCGAUAAACCGAUGGCUGAAUCUUCUUUGAAAAAUGAAUCGGCAUUGAUAACGAACGAUGCAUCGGUAACAAGCACGAAAAUAAACGAGGUGGAGCCAAUUAAACGACCCAUGCUCGGGAAAAUUCCAAAAAGCCAUUCGGUUUCCACCGGAACCUCCCCACCUCCUCAGAGCAUUUCCACUCAAACCUACGACUACCUUCCAUCGAGAGGAAGUGGCGGAUUCGUGAGAGCUGCAUCCGCUUCAAAGGGAUUAUUAUAUUAUGAGGACAGUGAUGGAGAGGAUGCUGAGCGUUUGUUUCAGGAACAAACCGGAUACGCGAACAGCCCAGAUUUGUAUCCACGAACGAUCCAGGAUCAGUCGUAUCUCCAACAGUUGAUCGGGCCCAGCAGAGAUCGUACGCGAAGAAAUUCCAUCGACUCCACCCACCUUUAUUAUCGUUCCAGGGAAUCGAGCCAGCCCAGAUACCUCGAAGCUGGACCAAGUUCACAAGGUGUUUCAACGUUAACCAGACAAGGCUUGGAGAUCGUAGAGAUUUUAAGGGAGGCUGAGAAACAUGGUUACUCCACUGACGACGUCCAGGUGGCUUUGUCUCAGGGGGCGAGCAACCCCAUCGACUGGUUGAAGACCCAAUGGCCCCACUUAGUGGAAACCGUGCAAGUUCUGGUUACCACUCAAGGAAGGGAGAUGAAAGAGAAUAAUAUUGGGAUGCUUUCCGGCGUGGAGGCGAAAGAGGCCUUGAGAAUUACGAAAGGAGAUGUUUGGAAGGCUGUCGCGAUGGCCGCUCAACGUAGACAGCUAAAAUGCGAGGAAAUUAUGAAGAAAGGGAAUUUCACGAUGAUGGAAGUGGUGAAAGCGUUAGAAAAUAACGCCGGUGCCGAGGAUGCGGCUUUGUUCGAGCUGCAAAAAAAUCAGCUCAAGCCGUUCUUGAUGAGGAUUUGGGGUCCUCCGGUUGGGGUGGAAAACGACGAGGCUGCACCGCGGGAAGAUGCGGUCGGUGGUGAAACGAGCGGUUCCGAACAGGUUACCCGCGUGGGUACGGACACGGAAGCCAGGAAGCAGGUAAUGUCACCAAUCGUAGAAAAUUUCGUCGCGUUGCAGGCCGAUUUUCAAAAGCAACUGGCAGCCCUCAGACAGCUAACCGAUAACUGGCAACACGAAAAAGACCCCCUGAACACGCUCGGUAAUAAGCCUGAUAAUCUGUAUCAAGUUAACAAUGACGAUCGAACAGUUCUAAUCGAUAAAAAUCUGGUCCCAAGGGACGCACAAGAUGUAGCCAACACAGUUAAAACAAUGGAGAACGAGGGAUCGAUGAAACGAGCGAACGAGGACGAAACUAAAUUAACAACUCAAAAUACCGAUACACCGAUCGAUAAACACGAUAAAAAUAAUAAUUCCGCGAUACGAAAUUUGAUUGGAGAUAAACAAGUCGAAAAAUUGGAGGAGGAUGCGAACGAUAAAACGAUCAAAGACGAAAUUUUUCGCGACGACAAAAAUAUCUCGUACGAGAUCCGAGACGCCCAUCAAACCGAGACAAUGAUGAUGAUUAAAAAUACUAUUUCACCUAUUGUAUCCGAAGACCACGAUAAAAGUAUUAAUAAUUCCAAUAAUAAUAAUACGAUGAGUUUAAUUGAAAAAGAAGUUUGCAAUCAGGCGGAAAAUUCUUGGCAGAAUGAUCGAAGCGAUCGGGAGCAAAAAGAGAUUUCGACCAUCGAUAGAAACAUAAAGGGAGAAGAAUCUAAAGAGAAUAAAAAGGAAAAAAGUGUUUCGUCCCCUGGUAUCGAGAAAGAAUCAUCUUAUACAGCGAUGGGCGAAACGAACGAUAUAACCAGAUCGAAAGAGAAUGUAAAGAAAACGGUAAAGAUGAGUUCGAAAGUAGCCCAAGAGAAGGGCGAAGAACCGAUUGGUUCUCGCAUUAAAGAAAGCGAAACGACCUCCCGAAAGAGCUCCGAUCCCGGGCAAAGCGGCGUAGAAAUAGAUAAAGCUUCCUCGCCGUUCUCGAAGAAGAACGAGCCGCCAUCCCAGAAGGCUUCCUCUGAUCUUCAUCAAAGGCCGUUACAAGUAGAUAAAGAUUCCUCUUUGGUGGAAAUACCGAGUAUCCCUUUGCCGUGCAACGUAUCGGACCACGGUUUGCCGGAAAGUAUAUCUCCAAUGUUGGAAGAAUCUACUCGAGAUCAACCGCAAAUCGAUGGAAUCGAACGGCCUGAUUUAAUAAACGAAACGGUGGAACAAGCUGGCUUGGACCUCUCUCAGAGAGAGGCACAGAUCUCCGCAGAAUUAAUUAAGGUUGUUGAAAAUUCCUCCGAGGAGAAGAACGAGAGGAUUUCGGGGAAUAUCGAAAUGGCGAGCAAAGAAACGAACGAAUCGAAUAAAUUAAAGCGUGGAGAGAAAGAUACGCAGAAGGCAGAAUCGAAUAACGUGAUCGGGGGAUCUCGAUCGACGAUAAUUACGACAGUUGAAAAUGGUUUCACGGAUCAAAGUUUCGAGACCGUCUUGCCGGAAGCUCCGCAGAAAGGCAAAGAGACGCAGGUAGAGGCGUUGUUAUCUGCGAUGAAAUCGUUGCCGGAGCAAUUACUGGGUCCUUUCAUAUCGGCGAUGCAGAUGUUGUCGUCGAAGAAAUCGAGCGUGGUGGACGCCGGUAUUCUCGAUUCUGAAUCGAGAAAAAAUCAAAACUCUUCGCCUCUUCGAACUUCCAUUGAUGGAGGAUCGAUCGAAGAUAAAAGUGCGCCUCGAAGCGUGGAAAAUUCAGGGAAACUCGUAACGAAAGUAGGGGAAACAACGGCGGCUGACAUCGAAAAAUUGCAAGAGAUCGAAACGGUACGUAGAAACGAGAAAAACGAUAACAACGUUAAAUUGACUAACGUAGAAGGGGGGGGAAUGGAGGCAGAAUUUAACAGGAAUCGGGUCCCAGAAGAAGAGAAAUUGUUACUGAACGAAGGGAUAACGGAAACAUCGAUGGAACACGUAAGUUCUCAGAAACGUUCCCCGGAAAUUGCGGUUGACGAUACUAACACAAGUGAAAAAGCAUCUAAUUCUGAACACUCUCAACGCUCGAUAAACGAAAUUUCGAGCAUCGAUUCGAGGGCAUCGUCAUUAGAUAUCGAGAAUUCAUGUCAUAAAUAUCAUCUCUCGAAUUCUGAAAUUCAUACGCGGAAUCCAUCGAUUGACGACGAGCGAUCGUCGUCGAAGGAAACGGAUAACUCGAACGGCACGAGAAGUUCUCUUAACAAUGCAUCUUUGAAAAACGAAUCACUCAUCAUUGAUAGUCCGAUAAGACUAAACGAGGCCAUUGGCGCGCAACCAUUAUCGAGCGAGACGUCAUCCUCGUUCGUACGUGACUCGGGGACGUCUGUCAGUGAAUCAUCCGACAUGCAAAUGCGCUCGACCGCUAUUGGGGCUCGAGCUGGCGAUGAUAACCGUGUGAAAUUAAUUGAUGCCAGUUUGGUGGCUGACAAUCGACCCUCUGCGGAGAGUGCGACCAUUUUGGGGCGCAAAUCGCUUGAUAAUAAUCAUACUAAUUCGAUUCGGACGGAUGCGCUUCCCUUGGUUUCCACCCUUGAAGAAAAUCCUAAUUUAGUAGAUAGUAGAGUCUCUGUUGGCCCAGCUUUGAAAAAUUCUCUAAUUGAUCCGCAGAAAAUUUCCGAGGAGCCCGAUAAUUUAAUUAAAAAUGUUUCUCAAAAUUGUGAAAAUAUCAGACACGAGAUUUUGAAAGAAGUCGCUCGAAAAGAGAUACCCGAGGAAGCUAGAUCUGUUAGUCUAGAUUCUUCAAAAGAUCUUGAAAUAGCUCAGGAAAUUUCUGUAGAUUCUAAGAUCGUUGUAACUCCUAUAGAUUCCAAAGUUGAUGGAAUUCCUCCAGAUACCGAAUCCUCUGUUUCCAAUAUUUCAAUGGAUUCUAAUAUUGUUACGCGCGAAGAAUCAGAAAAUUUGAAAAUUUCUAUUCAACCAGUUCCUGAGAAUUCAAAGAUUACGUCUAAUAAUACGUCUUUAAAUUCUAAAACUACAAUCUCUGAAAUUAUUUCCACUGAAAUAUCCGCGGAUUCUAAAAUUAUUGUUAAAGAAAUUUCGAGAACUCUUACACAUGAGAUUCCUUCAAAUUCUGAUAUUCACAAAGAUUCAAAAAUUACAAUCUCUGAAACUUCGAGAGAUUCUAGAUCUAUUCCAAACGAGGUACUUGAAGAUUCCAAAAUUCUUUAUUCUGAAGAUUCUCCAGAUUUAAAGAUAGCUAUUCCUGAAAAGAAUUCUGAUAUUUCCAAAAAUCUUGAAAUAGUUUCUGAAACUUCGAAUAAUUCCAAAUCUCUUCCAAGUGAAAUAUCCGAAGAUUUAAAAAUUUAUACUCAAGAAGAUUCUUCAGAUUUAAAAUUAACAGUUGAAAAAAAUCCUGAUAUUUCCACAAAUUCUAACAUAUUAAAUAAUUCUAAAUCAAACGAAAUACCUAAAGAUUCCAAAAUCGUUAUUCAAGAAGAUUCGAAAGAUUGUCAAGUUCCUAUUCAUAAAUCUUCUUCAUAUUUAAAUAUUAUUCCUGAAGAAAAUUCCAAAACUACUUCACCUGAUACUUUCGAGGAAUCUGACAACGGUCACAAAGCAUCCCAAGAGUCCAAAACUCCAGAGAUCCUUAACAAGCCCACAACGAUCGUCCACGAAACUUCUGAAAACGCGUUGCAUGUAUCUGAAAAAGUGGAGCAGCCUAUCUCCGUCGCAUGCCACGUCCCCAACGACAAAAUCGAUACCUCACCGCUAACUUCUGCAAGUAAGUCUGUCGAUUCUAAAGAGGAAACUUCCAAGCAAAUUAGCAUUCGAUCGAAACCAGAAGAUAACACUGCGUCUCCAUCUCCCGCGAAAAUAAACGAUAUAGAAAAAGAUACCUCUCUUCUCCUUCUAGAAACAAAAACUGGCAUAGAAAUCCAGGAUAAUUCGAAUAAAUCAAUAAGAAGGAUCGAUUCGAAGUUAGAGAAAAACAAUGGAGAGAUUCGAUCCGUGCUCUCCCCCUCGACAUCUAGCAACGUUGACGCGAACAAACCUUCUGAACUCCUCGCGAAUAUCGAAUCGACGAUUAUAACUACCUCAAGUGACCCUUCUAUUUCCGGUUCCUCGUCGAGCCCGCGUACUUUGAACGGAUCGGCCGUUAACGAGCCAAAUUCCACGGAUACUAACGACAUACCGGGCCGGUUCGUCGCUCCUAAUAACGUUCCCGAUAUCUCGCGUAACGCGUCAAACUCGAUCGAAGGAAGUACCGGUAUCGAGUCGAAUCUGAACGAAACUUAUUUCGCCGAUAACGUGCCUGGAACCCUUAACGAAUCUUCCCGCGAUGAUAAAAGUACAGAAAAAGAUUCGAACAAUAACGCGGCCCAUUUAUAUCCUCCAACUUGGAACGAAAUUGGUGGAAAUGGGAUCGAAAUAAAACGGAAGGAAAAUCCUGAAAUAUACGUUGUCUCGGAUACUUCUACGAUCUGCGAAGAUUCGUCGGUAAAUUUAACGGGAUUCGAUUCGGGUAUUGAUUCCAGUCAAGGAAUUGUUGCGUGUUCGAAAGUAAAUAGUAUUAAUGACGCACAUACAGGAGCGGCCGACGUUAUAGAGAUCAAAAUAAGCGAAUACCCUAUGAUAGCGGUGAACGAUUGCGCGCCAAUAAAAGUGGUAGAAAGUCGAUCGGAAGGGGAGCCGAUCGAGGGAUCGAGGAAAUUGCGAACAGAAAGCGAGACACGCGAGAUCGUGACGAUUUCGGGAGAAAGCGCGGUGGACGUCGAAAAUAAUGAAACGGAUGCAAAUGAAGUUGAUAAAGCGGUUACUUCGAGAGGUACGGUGAAGGAGAGAUCCAAAUCUCCUGCGAAAAAGAUCGGCAGAAGGAGGUCUCCAGUGAAAGUAGUGAAAAAACCGACCGGCAUACCGAGAAGAAAUUUCGGAAAAGUCAGCCCGAAAGGCGCGACGAUGGCAAAGGCGAAGGAAACCGCGGCCGAAAUAACUCGAAGAUCGACAUCGUCGAAUCAAAAAUCGUCGAGAAAAAGUCCUCCAAAAACUAUCACGAAGAUCGCGAAAAAUAUUUCCUCGAACGAGGUAACGAACAAAACGAGAUCAUUGCCACCUCAGAGACAAAAGCAAAUUUUGAAGAAUCUUAAAGCUCCAACAGAAAAAAUGGUGACGGAAAAGAGAUCGACAAUUAUGAAUACUUUAUCGAAAGGUUGCGAACAAAUUAAGAGAUCGAUCAUGCCCGCGCCAUUAGCCACUGAUAGAAGUAACGAAGUAGCGGAUGAGAAAAAUUUAAAAGGGAAGAACACGUUGAAAUGUUCCUUCCUCUCGAGGAUACCCGUGUUCACGGCAAGACGUCGACUUCCGCCACAGACUGGUGAAACUUCGUGGCAAUCUUGGAGAACGGUAUCCGGUGACGGGUUAACUAGAGCUUCGACGAAACCAUCGAUUACCCAACAAGCAUCGAGAAAAAGUAGUUCAGCUGGAAAUUCUUCGAAGAUUGGAGCCGGGCAAAAAAUGGAUUCCGAUAAAGUCGAGGGAAAUUUAAAUGGCGGAAAGACGGUGGUCGUAAAAACUGAAGCAGCUCGGACGAGAACUUCCGGGGAUGAGAAAGGCACGGGAGAAAAAACGAAACCCGCGAUGGUAUCGGAGAAAAAUGACAAGGAGGUAGUCGUGAUCGAGUCUACUAAGGGAGAUCCGAUGGUAUCCGAGGAAGUGGAUUUAAAUGAUACGACUUCGAGCGAAGAAUACGAGCUGGAAGAAGUUUCAGAUAACGAAACUUCCGCCUCAGACUUAGAGAGCGUCACUGAAUCGGAAUGUAUAUCGGAAAAAGAGCAAUCAGAUCGUACAUUGGAUAGUACGGAGGAGCUGACCGAUGCCGAAAUUAUGCUACAAGAAACGAUUAACGCGAUAAAGGCGAAAAUAUCCGAUUCCGAAUUCGAGGAUUCUGAAAAUGAAUAUAUCACUGAUAACGAGAGCCAAGAGGAUUCUAACGAAGAUCACGUGAGAGAUUCUUUCUCCGAAGAAGAGGAGGAACAAUUGGAGAAAAAUAAAAAAAUUGAUGAUGAAAAUUCGGAUAAUGCAUCGUCCGAAGAAGAUGAUACUUUGAGAGAUGAUAACGUUGAUCUGAAGAAUCAACAAUUGCAAAGAACAAAUAAAUUACACGAUAAUACCAAAAAUGUAUCUAAAAAAAAUAUUAUUUCUAAAACUUGUUCCAUUAAAAAAUCUGCUGUAUUUAUAAAAAAUGACACAAAUAUCGUCAAAGAUAAGUCUGCUAAAUUAAGCGAAAAACUUGAAAUAAACAAGUCUGGUAAAAACGAGCAAAACAAGAUAGAUCUUAAGACAGAAAUUGUAAAAAUGAAACGAUCGAACGAUAAACGCACGAAAGUGAAUCGCAGAGCGAGCACAGGCUGUGGCAGAGGGGUGGAUCAGGGUGGAACGUUAAAGAAACGAUUCUCUUUGGUGGCCAGUUGUAUCCAUCGAUUCGAGGGCGAAGAGAAAACGGAACGAGAAUAUGUGGAAAGUAGGAGCGGCAACGCAAAGACAGGCGUUUCUCCCAAAACGGAGAGGGAGAGAAUUGCUCGUCGUCUCUUAGCGGAAGGUAGAGCGUCGAAUUACGAUGAAGCGGAAGUAGCCGCCAGUUUGCUGGCUCUGAAAUUCGGAGACGUUGAGGCUCUCCAAGCGGCCAAAGAGUGUUCUAGCAUAGAAUCAGCAUUAGCAUUCUUACAACAGGAAUGUGAACUUUGCACGGGUCGUUUUGCGAUGAGUCAGAUAGUGUCCAUGUUAAAAUGCAUUCAUCGUUGUUGCAACGAGUGUGCAAAAAAUUACUUCACCAUCCAGAUCAGUGACAGAAAUAUAACGGAUGCAGUUUGUCCAUUCUGUAAAGAGCCAAAUCUUAAAGAUGCGAAUGAAGAUGAGGUGUUGGAAUAUUUUAGUAAUCUGGACAUACAGUUGAAGACACUUCUAGAUCCUCCGAUUCACGAACUCUUUCAGAGGAAACUGAGAGAUAGAACAUUAAUGCAAGAUCCGAAUUUUAAAUGGUGUAUUCAGUGUUCAAGCGGAUUUUAUGCAGAUCCAGAUCAAAAGAGAUUAAUAUGUCCCGAUUGUCGAUCAGUCACGUGUGCCCAGUGUCGAAGGCCAUGGGAGAAACAGCACGAAGGAAUUACGUGCGAGCAAUUUGCUGCUUGGAAAGACGAGAAUGACCCGGAUAAUCAAGCCGCUGGCUUAGCCAAGCACCUCGCGGAUAAUGGGAUAGAUUGUCCUAAAUGCAAAUUUCGUUACUCCUUGUCUCGAGGAGGUUGUAUGCAUUUCACAUGCAGUCAAUGCAAGUACGAGUUUUGCUGCGGUUGUGGCAAAGCGUUCAUGAUGGGAGCAAAAUGCUCGGUAAGCCCGUAUUGCGCAAAGCUAGGUCUUCACGCUCAUCAUCCACGGAAUUGUCUGUUCUAUCUUCGCGAUAAGGAGCCCGGCCAAUUACAACAGCUGUUACGAGAUAAUGGAAUCGAGUACGACACAGAGGGUCCAGCUGGCGAGCGCAAGUGCAAAGUGCAAUUGCAAAAAGAAACUCCUACUGGUGUUGUAGAUGCGGUAUGCAAUUCGGAUGUUGUCGAGGGACACGCUGGUUUAUGCAGGAACCACUAUAUCGAAUAUCUAGUUCGAAAGAUUCGGAUGAUUCAACUGGAACCGCUUCCGUUAUUAAACAUAGAUGAUCUCGAGACAUGCGUGAAACGUGCGGGGAUCAAGUUACCCCCAAAUUGGCAGCACUACAUAGAAUACUUGGCGGGUCUGGUACUGAAGGGCAAACUGGAUCCCGUGGCGAUCUUUGACUUGAACGAUGCCAAGCAAGAGCUGCGCCGUCGGGGAAAAGUUCCCCCUGCAAAGGACCAGGAAAUGUCCGAGCGGGAUUAUCUCGAGGCGUGCAUUCAGGUGACUAACAAUUCCUCUCCUGCACUCCUGCCCCGACACACUGACCGAAUUAACAAGAAAUGCACGAAAGUAGAUCUUCACAUAUGACUUUCGCAGCCAAAAAAUGCAACAGUGUGCGCGUCGAAAAAAAAGAAAUCUGAAAUUGUGAUAUGAAUUUUAUUUUUUUUCCUUUUUUUAAUUCUAUAUUGGAAUGAAUAUUAGUUUUUGAUACCAUUAAAAAUAUUAUAUUUAUUAUGUUUUACAUUUGGAUGUUUUGCAGAUCGUGCGCAAGGAAAUUCCAUUGGAGUGAUAGAAGGGGAAUAAUUAAUGCGCGAUUUUACGUAUCUCACGCUUUUUAUGCAUCAUGUAUAGUGUAUUUAUUUUAUCAUAUGGACAGCGAUGUAGAGAACAAUUUACAAUUAAAGUAAACAAAGAUUGAAAA